This is a messenger RNA of Dendronephthya gigantea, 2625 nucleotides long. RefSeq names its product cytosolic phospholipase A2-like. Lineage: Eukaryota; Metazoa; Cnidaria; Anthozoa; Malacalcyonacea; Nephtheidae. The transcript has 16 exons. The coding region runs from base 489 to 2528 and encodes 679 amino acids. Gene Ontology annotation, cellular component: cytosol. Gene Ontology annotation, molecular function: calcium-dependent phospholipid binding; calcium ion binding. Gene Ontology annotation, biological process: glycerophospholipid catabolic process. The record is from RefSeq and is a predicted model, not a curated record.
UCGUAUACCUGUACUAUAGUAUACCUCGUUAUAGCGAGAUAUUCAGUUUUACCGAAAUUUGAUUGCCAAAUCAGUGGCAUCUGGAUAGCAGAUUAACCUUUGUUGCAUGAUUGUCGUUUACAUUCGUUAAAGUACUGAUAUUAUAACCCCCACUGCUCACAUAACAUUCUUCAAGACAAGCAGGAAGCAAAUGAAGGACUCUUAAGUAUUAUGACGUCAAUGCAAUGCCAAUGAUAUACAUACUCAGCUUUAUUCAGAAGUCGAACUUUUCAAGCGCUGAAAUGUUCACGGAAUGCACAUGAAAAGUUCAGACUUCAAAAGCACAUGCACACGGAUGAAAUCCUUUUUCAUAUUAUACUUUUGAAAAACCAGAGUUUUCCCAAACUAAGAUUGUAUAGAACAAUUUUUCGUAUCACAUAACUAACAUCGACCAUUUUCUGUGCUUUUUAUAUAGUGACUUAUUAGUUAAGUAGGACUUUGAUAUAACUAUGGAACGGCAGAACGUUAAUCGAUUCCAGGUAAAACAAGAGAAAAUCAAAGUGUUGACAGUGACCGUUGUCAAAGCAAAUCGUGUGGUUGUUAGAGGAUUUUUUACCAAAUUUGAGACUCCAGAUCCUUAUGUCAUGCUGAGAGUUCAUACCAGUCCUAAUAGCAGACAACGGACAAAGGUCCAGUCAGAUACUUAUAAUCCUGUUUGGAACGAAAGUUUUACAUUCUACUUGCAUCAUGACAAGAAAAACACAUUAGAAAUUACAAUGAAAGAUGAAGAUUAUGGUCCAGAUGACAUGAUUGGUGCACAUGAACUUGAGUUGGAUGAUUUACCUAUGGACACUGAAAUCACGAAAAUAUUGCAUGUUAACAAGAACACAACUCUCGAGCUCAAGUUGAUGAUAAAAUUCGAUGAAACAAAAGAAUUGAGACUUAGUUACGACUUAUGUGAUGAAGAAAAGGCUUUUGUACAGAAGAGAAAAGCUGAAAUUUUAAAACACAUGCCAAGAAUUUUGGAUGAAAAUACAGCCCCAAGGAGCAUUGAGGAGGUACCAACAAUUGGGAUCAUGGGAUCAGGAGGUGGAUAUAGGGCUGUAUGUGGAUUAUCAGGCGUAUUUUGUGCUCUUCAAGAAGCUGGAAUACUCGACUGUUCUUCAUAUGUAACUGGAUUGUCAGGCUCUUCAUGGUAUAUUUCCACAUUAUACCAACACGAAGGUUGGCCUGACAGUAUAUCAUGUCAAGUCAUGGCUCAUGAGCUGAAAACGAAAUUUCAGACAGGUUUAUUGAGCCAUUUUCAUGCUCACUUUUUUACACAAAUGAGAGAAAAAGCAAAACGUGGUCAACUUGUCCGACUGGUUGAUUUAUUUGGGUUGUUCAUUGGAGAUUGUUUACUUGAUAAUCAAGAGUCCAGACUAAGCCACCAAAGUCAAAAAGUGAAGUAUGGUGAUGUUGCCCUCCCAAUUACAACUGGUAUUCGUGUUCGAUUAGAUUUACCAGCAGCUGAAUUUAGUGAAUGGGUAGAAUUCACGCCAUAUGAAUAUGGCAUGGCUAAAUAUGGCGUGUUCGGGAAAACUUCAGAAUUUGGUGGCAAAUUUUACAAAGGAAGUUUGGUAAAGAAAUUUAAAGAAUCCCGGUUGUCAUAUUUACAAGGAAUUUGGGGCAGUGCGUUUGGUAUUAUUCUCAAUACAUUACAUGACAGGAAAAACAAAUCCGAAAGUGAAGCCGAAGAGGAACUAAAGGAAAUCGCAAUUGAGGAAGCAAAGCGAUGUAAAACUGCCGAUGAUGAUAGUGAUGAUGAAGAUGAAACAGAUGGAUUACCCGAAGACGAAAUCAAAGAUGGGCAUUGGUUAGCUGAUGCACUCAAUCCUUACAAUCUAAUUGCGUCUCGACGAGGAAAGGCCGCUGAAGUCUUUAACAUAUUACGAGGAUUGCAAUUUAAGAAAGAAGAAGACUGUGAUUAUGACGAGGUACAUGGCAACUGUAAGACGAUGUGUUUGGUGGACAGCGGCAUCGCGUUCAAUUCCCCUUAUCCCACAUUACUACGUCCUGAACGCAAAGUCGAAAUAAUCUUGUCGUUUGACUUCAGUCAGAGAGAUGGCGGUGAUACAGAACUAUCUUUUAAAAACAUUAUAAAAGCUGAAAACUGGGCAAGGGAACAUGGACUACCGUUCCCACAAAUCGUCGGAAACCCAGUCCUUGAAAAUCCCGAAAUUCAAGAGUGUUACGUUUUUGAGGAUCUGGCAAAUCCUGAUUGCCCAAUCGUAUUACAUUUUCCUCUUGUGAACAAAUCAUUUAGGGAUUUCAGUGCUCCAGGGGUACCACGAGUGGACGAAGAGAGUAAAGACUUUGGAAACUUCGCUAUUUUUGACGAUCCUGAUAAACCUUACUCUUCGUUUAAUUUCCAAUACACUGAAAGGAGUUUUGACAGACUCCAUGAACUUAUGAAGUACAAUACUUCGGCAAAUUUAGACAUCAUCAAAGAGAAGAUUGCAUAUCGAACCAAUUUCAGAAGAAAUAAUCCCUACAAUUUCUGUGAAUAAUUGCAUCUAGUGCCAUUUACUAAUUGACAUUGCUUUAGCAAAAAGCCAAAACUGCAAAAUUAUCUAAGUUAUUGUGACGUAUUAUGAGGCUGAUAUC